ACAAUAGGCGGGUACUGAAAGAGUGCAUCCCUCAUUUCUUAAAUUUCUUCAUUGUUUUCCCAAUCCUAGUGUGACAGUGCUCCUGGAAAAGUUAGAGGAAGAAGAGAAAAUUCAUAGUUAGGAAAGGAAAUUAGAACAGAUAAGCAAGAGUUUUCAGAAGUCAUACAUAGUAGCUUACCUCGCUUUUAGCUUUGCAAAUUGUCUACAUGGCUCAGACUCAACUGAACCACAGAGCUUUAGCAGUAUCAACUACAGCAGCAGCAUGGUUUUUGUUUUGGUGCCUAGUCAUGUUGAGCAAUCUUUGUUUUGCAGAAAGACAGCUGAAAGAUAAACAGCCAGAAAUUUUUGUUGAGAAAGUAGAAAUACAAAGCUUUCUACCUAGAAUUGUUCAUUUCUUCUGGCAGGCUGGCAAGUCUUCUUAUGAGCAUGUUUGGCCGGAAAUGGAAUUCAGCUGGAAAAUUGUAGUGGGAACAAUAGUUGGAUUCUUUGGUGCAGCAUUGGGUAGCGUUGGAGGGGUUGGAGGUGGUGGAAUUUUUGUCCCAAUGCUCACCUUGAUCAUUGGUUUUGACCCCAAGUCUUCUACUGCCAUCUCUAAAUGUAUGAUCAUGGGUGCAGCGGGAUCAACUGUAUACUACAAUCUGAGGCUUAGACACCCAACAUUGGACAUGCCCCUAAUAGAUUAUGACCUGGCAUUGCUCUUUCAGCCCAUGCUCAUGCUAGGAAUUAGCAUCGGAGUUGCCUUCAAUGUCAUGUUUGCUGAUUGGAUGGUCACAGUUCUGCUUAUCAUCCUCUUCAUCGGUACAUCAACAAAAGCUUUAUUCAAAGGUAUCGAUACAUGGAAGAAAGAGACAAUGAUGAAGAAGGAAGCAUCCAAGCUGCUGGAAUCAGAAUCCAAACCCAAUGAUGGUUCCAGAGAAGAGUACAAAGCCCUACCAAGUGGUCCUGCUGCUCCAGAAGAAGAGGAGGUUCCCCUAAUACGCAACAUAUACUGGAAAGAAGUAUCACUGCUUGUGUAUGUCUGGGUGGCUUUCCUUAUUAUUCAGAUUGUUAAGACAUAUACUGUGACCUGCUCCACCGAGUACUGGGUUCUGAACUGCUUGCAGGUACCAAUCGCUGCCUCAGUCACACUUUUUGAAGUCAUAUGCUUAUACAAAGGGACCAGGGUAAUUGCGUCUAAGGGCAAGGAAAUCACAAACUGGAAGUUGCAUCAGAUUCUUCUUUACUGUAGCUGUGGUAUAAUAGCUGGUAUGGUUGGUGGAUUGCUCGGGCUAGGAGGUGGCUUUAUCUUGGGACCCCUUUUUCUCGAAUUGGGAAUUCCUCCUCAGGUUGCAAGUGCUACAUCAACCUUUGCAAUGGUAUUCUCAUCGUCCAUGUCUGUUGUACAAUAUUACCUUCUCAACCGUUUCCCAGUUCCGUAUGCUAGUUAUUUUGUUUUAGUUGCAACAAUAGCUGCCUUUACUGGUCAGCAUGUAGUGAGAAAGAUAAUCGCACUCCUUGGCAGGGCAUCAAUAAUCAUCUUCAUACUAGCUCUGACCAUCUUUGUGAGCGCAAUCAGCUUAGGUGGGGUGGGCAUAGCGAAUAUGGUUGAGAAGAUGGCAAAUCAAGAGUAUAUGGGUUUUGAAAAUCUCUGUCACGAGUCUUAAGUACGUUUGAAUUGGAUAUUGUUGUGGAAUUUCUCAACAGAGAGCAUCUAUAUCCACACUACAAUAUUCAGCUUUACAUAGACACCCAUUUUCCCAUUUGGUUUCAAGCAAAGAUCAUGUAAUAUCUAUGUUAUUACUAGAUGUUCAAUUCAUUAUAUUUAUUUCCUGUGGAACUUCACCAUCUUGUCCUACUACUCUAGAUUUGAAAACACGCCCAUGAUCCAAGAAUUCUGUAAGCUCCCCCAUUUAGCACAAUAAUAUGAAAUGCCAGGUUUACUUUUUACACUA
Molecule: messenger RNA, 1931 nt
Organism: Quercus robur (English oak)
Lineage: Eukaryota; Viridiplantae; Streptophyta; Magnoliopsida; Fagales; Fagaceae
Product: sulfite exporter TauE/SafE family protein 3-like
Exons: 12
Coding region: 207-1643 (478 amino acids)
Biological process (GO): protein ubiquitination
Cellular component (GO): Cul4A-RING E3 ubiquitin ligase complex; membrane
Source: RefSeq, a predicted model, not a curated record